UUCUAUAGAUGCACAGUAGAUGGUUGCAAUAAAAAGUUUACAACAAAAUCAAACUUGAACAAGCAUGUUCUACGGAGACAUCAUCAGAGAAAAUAUGUAUGUGACUUUGAAAAUUGUGGGCAAUCUUUUAAAAAGCACCAGCAGUUAAAAAUACAUCAGUCUCAACACACUGGUGAACCAUUUUUCAAAUGUGGUCAUGAAGAAUGUGGAAAGCGCUUUUCUUCACCCAGCCAUUUAAAACGUCACGAGAAGAUUCACCAAGGUUAUGCAUGCAAAAAAGAGAGUUGUUUGUUUGUUGGAAAAACCUGGUCAGAAUACCUGAAACAUAUGAGACUCAGUCAUGUGGAACCAGUUACCUGUCAAGUGUGUUCCAAAACAUUGACUCGCAAAGAUUAUCUGAAAUGUCACAUGAAAACACAUGCCGUUGAUAGAGAAGUUUUUAAAUGUCCAAAGGAGGGCUGUAAAAGAACAUACACAACCGUGUUCAACCUUCAAAGUCAUAUUCACUCAUUUCAUGAGGCAAAAAAACCUUUCGUGUGUGACCACCCUGGCUGCGGGAAGAUUUUUGCAAUGAAACAAAGCCUCAUAAGGCACAUGGUACUACACGAUCCUAAUAAGAAAAGGUUGGACAAAAAAAAACCACAGCAAAAGCGGAGCCUGGCCUCUCACCUCAGUGGAUAUAUCCCUCCAAAAGUACAGCGAAGAAAUUUAUCUUCAGUGGAAGAAUCUCUACCUGCAUCUGUAGCAAGCUGCAAACAGCAGGCUGCUGAUGGCUGAAAUGCUAUUCGUUGACAACAGUUUUAGAUGUGCCUAACAGUCAUCAUGAGACAUGCUCACAAGAAGUGGCUUUGAGAAGGUGGUCAUUGCCAAGUUUAUAGAAUUGGUACAGAAGGCCAAUCUGUAUUGGUACAGAAACGACAAAAUGACUUGUAUUCUUUUUCCAUUCCAUUUUUAGGAGAAAAAAUGAUCACUGCUUGGUUACAUCUGAGUCCAUAACGUUGCUUCCAUUCUUCUGAAUGUCUUCAUUCUUCUGAAUGUUUUCCGCAAGAUUUAAUUUCUGGAUCUCUUUCUUUGAUAAAUGUCUCAAUAUACAAGUACUCCUUCCUUCUGCAGCAAUAGAGGGCAUGGAGUGAUACGUGGCUUUCUCACGCAUUGUAUCCAAAAUCUUAUCAAAAAAUGUUAACUGAAAAUAAGACGAAUUGGCUUAAU
Messenger RNA from Protobothrops mucrosquamatus (brown spotted pit viper), 1209 nucleotides. Its product is annotated as transcription factor IIIA-like. NCBI's taxonomy places the organism in Eukaryota, Metazoa, Chordata, Lepidosauria, Squamata, Viperidae. Gene Ontology annotation, cellular component: nucleus. The annotation marks the transcript as partial. The transcript is spliced from 7 exons. The record is from RefSeq and is a predicted model, not a curated record.